Molecule: messenger RNA, 4940 nt
Organism: Anopheles coluzzii
Lineage: Eukaryota; Metazoa; Arthropoda; Insecta; Diptera; Culicidae
Exons: 2
Coding region: 2522-4921 (799 amino acids)
Cellular component (GO): nucleus
Molecular function (GO): zinc ion binding
Source: RefSeq, a predicted model, not a curated record
UAUUGCAGUUUUUAGGUGCGGAACGAGCGCCAUCUGCUGAAGGAAUGGAUGAACUAUUUCAGACGGCGGAGCAAAAAAAACGGCCGAAAAAUUCAAAAAAUAUUGGCGCCCAUUCCUUCCUCUUCUUCCUCUUACUCCCUUCCCCUCCCUGCCUUGCCUUAUACUUGCGCUUCAGCCCGUGCCUUUCGCCGUCAGCUGAUUGUGUGUAUGCGUUGGUGUAUGGUGUAUAUAUGUACAUUGCGGUUGUGUAUUGUAUUUGGUGGAUGUUAGCAUUUAUUUAUUCGUGUGUGACCUUGACGAUGCGGGAGAAGCUGGUUCAUUUUGGGAUUUAAAGUGUUAUCGGUGUAUUGAUGGUUUAUUUUAUUUCGUGCCGCUGCUGAUGAGGCCAUUUAAUGCCCGUGCCAAUCGAGGGUGAAGAAGCCAAUUUCAAACAAGCGUACGAGAACGUCUAACACUGAUCUAAUAUUUUUUUAAAUCUGAACAUGUUUGAUGCUUCAACGACCUUCUAAAGAUCAUGUAGCACGGUGUAUAGUGGCAAUAAAAAAAUUUUUUUUUUCAAUGUGCCGGAAUUUGUCUCCAGUUUUCUGGCCACGACACACACACACGGACACACACACAGCGCGGGGAAAGUGAUCGUCCACUCUAUCAUGCCGCGAUCCCCCUUCCCUCCCGGUGCUUUGGAUGAGGAUGCGCUACAAGUUAAGCCAGCAAUUCUACCCAUAAGGUAGCGGAAAUCGAUCGUUCGUGUACGCGCGUUCGGGGGUGCGUUCUCGCGUACGCGCGUGCAUGCGUGCGUGCGAGUGUGUGUGUGUGUGCGUGCGGGAACCCCAAAACUGUUUGAUUCUGAUGCGUGCAUUGUCACCGGCUGCGUCUACACACUCCAUGCAUUCUCAGAAAACGCACUGUACGCCGCCCGGUCGAUUACCGCUACCUAGGAGACAAUACAACCAUUUAAUUGGCACCACCAUCUUUGCGACCAGUUCUGCUGUUGGGGGUAUUAAAAAGACAAACGAUCGAAGCAAACGUGCAUGUGAUAUGUUACACAUUUCUUUCCAAUUCCGCUAGCGGACGCAAGUGGAAACAAAACUUGAAUUGAAUUCAUACAAAAGAGAAUUCUGGUUUGGUUUAUUACGCGCGUAUUGUACUGCACCUGUCCGUCCAGAAUCUGGUGGCUUGUUGGUUUUGAGUCGGUAUCAUGACGCCGUGCCUUGGAAUGGGUUCGGAUCGGUAGGUUCAUGUUUUGGUCGAGUGCAUUCCGUGCAUUUGUCGCGUCACAGCGGUAACACGGCAGCAACAAAGUCAAGAUAAACUCUUACCCGGGUGUGGACUGCUACGCUAAGUUCUUUUUAUUAUUAUUAUUGGCGUAAUAGCCAACGCGAUCAUGUCGGCCUUUUCAGGACUUGAGUACCACGUAGCCGGAUAGUCACCUCUUGCUACGGCGGACGGUUCAUACGCGGUUAGAACCCACGACGGGCAUGCUGUUAAGAUGUGCGGAAUGAUGGCGGUGCCGCGGGCCCGCUCCUAUCCAGCGGGCAACUUGCAUACUGGCACACUGUAUCCUGCCCGAUGCAUACGCUGCAGGCAGGGGGAAGGAUGCAGCUCCACAAUAAAAAAAACACCGUCAUGAACACCUUCCUUUCUUUGACCGAUGGAUCAUAACAUUCCGGAAGAAAACACAUUCGGCGACAGUUGUGCACACACACGCACACUCACACCCAUGCGCAUACGACUCAGCAUAUCUGUGCAAUCUACAACAUAUAAAAGGAAAAUCAUAGUGUCUCAUAAACUUAAGCUUUAUGUAAUUUGGUUUAAGCUUUCCUAUGCACGGCCAUGGCCACCUGUGUUGCGUGCGCUACUUCGAAAUAGGGUUCUGCGCGUUGCUCAGCCAACCCUCCAGCGUGAGAUAGCGAUUCCUUAGUCAUUUUUACAUUGCAGCGAUUGAACUCAUUGCGCUUUUUUGGUUUGAUUUGUGAAAAAUCAAAUGCAGCGCCGCAAUGUUUGUUAACGGUUUUUUUUAAGCGCCACAACAGCUCGCGAGCAUUGACCACACGCGUGAAAGAGAUAGCGCUAUGGAGGGAAAAAGCACGGACGACGGCUGACAGCGAUUGGCCGUCUGACGCACCAACACAUCCAAACAUCCACAUCCUUCAGCAGCGUGCUCAGGCGAGGGGUAGGAAGCGGAGCCAGGGACGGGUAGCUCGAAACGCUGCUCGACAAAUUUGCCGUUGGAGGAAAAAAGAAGGCCUGAGAAAAUGCGCGAAAGGGAAUGAUUUCUUCCGUCGCUUUGCACAGGGGGUGAUGUCGAGGUAAACAAUAAUUCCAGAUUUGUUUUGAUUAUUUGCUUAACGCGGCUACAAUUUUGCUAAUUUUAGACGAAACGUUCUACAAUUGGUAACAUGUGUGAGAAAUAGAGAGCUACCCGUUGCCAACUACGCGGAUUCCUUGAGCGCAACUACAUGAAUUCCCAACAAGGACAAACAAAAACAACAUUUUGGUCCUCUGAUUGCAGUUGGUACACAAGAUGAGUGGUACUAGUAGCGUUCCGGUUGGUAGACUUGUCCCGCCACCCCUUGUGCCUUUGCCUAAUUGUCACGCACGAGCGAAACAGGUACAGGCACGCCUGUUCAACGAGAUCCCCAUUCCCACGAGCUACAUAGCCAACUGCCGGCUCUGCUUGGGUACCCAAUUUGGAAACAGAUGUACAACUAUUAUUGACGAGCCGUUAAUCUCCAUGAUGAAGCAGGUGUUUCCCAUCGUGAUAGCGAACCAGAUAGGGCUACCGAUGAAUGUGUGCACCGAAUGCGUAAAGACGGUGGAGACAUUUUACAUGUUCAGCAGUCAGGUGUUGGCCAAUCAGAACAAGCUGUUGGCAACCUUGCCGGAUGUAAUACGUCCGGUUCAAAAUAAUAAUGAUGUGGAAUGCAGAGAAAAUCCGGCCUCGACACAAGAACCACCAGAGAACGUUCUCCGCGAGGAACCGGAGGCUCCGAUUGAUACGGAUUUGUUGAUAAAAAUAGAAAAAGACGAUGAACAAGAAGGUUCCGACCCAUUGGCAACUACUGAAGAUAUUGUAUUCGAUGUCAUCGACGAAAUUCCCGAUUUAAAGCUAGAAGAAGAGGCAAUUGAUCUAUUCGAGCUAAACUCUGAUGCUGGGAUGGACCCACUAUUGAAGGAAACAACAAACCCACUCGAGAUAAAUCCUGAUGCUGGGAUCAACUUACAAUUGGAGGUUAAGGAAGAAAUGUUAACAGAUCCGUCACCUGAUAGUGUCGCAGAUAGCGAAACACUUGUGCAAGAUUCACUUGUCAAGGUAAAACCGAAGAAACAAUCUAAACGGAAUAUACCUCCAGGAUCCAGAGUGUUCAAUCGUCCACUUAACUUCUGUCCAGUGCAUAGUAUCUGGUUUGAACUCAAGCAAAUAAGCAGUGAACCGGAGCUAAUAGAAAUGAACCGACGAUUAAAAGACGAUGUAUUUAUGCAGCAGCUGAUAAACUGCUUGCGACAUAUAGCGGAAGAAUCAAUUUCGGUUCAUUUGAUGAAUAAAUCGAUGGACAUUCUGUUUGACGUAGAUUUCCUUGCAUCCUGUGGCUGGCGCAAUGUGGAGGGAAAAAUACCUCUGCAACACCAUUCCAAAAUUCAUGAGCUGUUCAAUAGGUUGGGUGUACCCGAAGGACAAAAAAUGGCAGCAUAUAAAAUUCAGAGAUACUUUGUCGUGAAAAUACAACUCGCAAGACGACGAGCUCAAGAAUCAUUAGAUGAAUUGCCAUCAGAGGACCAAGCGCAGGCGAUCCUAUGCAAUCUGGUACCUACAAGUGGAGAAGAAAACGCCCUACAAGCUGAAGAUUUUACUUCCACACACCGAUUGAAAAAACGACGUAAAAUGUAUCCAUCGGUCCAAGAAGUUCUUAUUCAUCCUAAGCGUAACUGUUGUUCGCUGAAACUCAAGCAAAUUAGAAGUCUUCCAGAGCUCAUCGAGUUUAAUCGUCGACUAGAAGAUGAAGAGUUCAUGAAGCAAGUCAUAAAGUAUUUGCGGUACGAGGCGAAAGAACCAAGGCCGGAUCUCCUUAUGAAUAAAUCGUUGGACAUGCUGGUAGAUAGGCAUUUCUUAGCAACCUGCCUCUGGCGUGGAGAUGCUCGAAACUCAUUGAAACAACAUUCAAAGAUUUUGGAGCUGUUUAGUAGAUUAGGUGCUUCGGAAGGAACAAAACUGCCAGGAUUUAAAGUUGGUGCUUAUUUCCAACUUCGACUUAGCUAUGUAAAACGAAGAGAAAAGUUUUACAAUACAUCAAGCGGAACAAUGGAUGAAGCAAAUUCUAACAGUGAUACAGAACUGCAAGAAGAAGACAUUUUGCGCGAUAGCAUAGGUAAUACACCGUGUACAAGUGUAGAAGAAAGUGUAGAACAAGCUCAAGAGAUACAUUUCAAAGAUCCACUGAAGAAACGUAAUCUCAAAGGACCGAUGCGCUUUGUUCGAUUCAAUUCGGGUGCAACUUGCUGCAAGCUCGAUAUCAAACAAAUUACCAGCGAACCAGAGAUGGCAGAGCUUAAUCGUCGACUGGGAGACGAAGAAUACAUGAAGCAGAUCGUCAGUUACUUACAGUUUGAAACUGGAGAAUCAAGGCCAGAUCCGCUGAUGAAAAAAACGCUUGACAUUCUGUUUGAUAGACGUUUCUUUGUCGGCGUAAGUUGGACCGGAAAAUGUAAUAAAAUAGCUUUAGAACAUUAUUUAAACAUCCUCGAAUUGUUUAAAAGGUUAGGUGCGUCAAAUGGUGUGAACGCAUCAUCAGAACAAAUAGAAAGGUUUUUUAAUACUAAAUUUAGACACGCAAAGCGACGAGCGAAUUCAAAGACAGUCAACAGUGCGUCGGCUGCGGAAGCCAUGCAACAGGAAAUCGUAGUGAUUGAUGGGAAGAGUAAAUAAAAUAAAAUAAAUCAUAUAA